Molecule: messenger RNA, 5515 nt
Organism: Eptesicus fuscus (big brown bat)
Lineage: Eukaryota; Metazoa; Chordata; Mammalia; Chiroptera; Vespertilionidae
Gene: CEP162
Product: centrosomal protein 162
Exons: 27
Coding region: 37-4245 (1402 amino acids)
Biological process (GO): cilium assembly
Cellular component (GO): centrosome; centriole; axonemal microtubule
Source: RefSeq, a predicted model, not a curated record
AAACAACUUGAUUCUGAUUGGUGAAAUUUAUUGAUUAUGGCUCACUAUUCCAAAGAAGAACUGGAUGAAGAGUUUGAACAGUUCAUGAAAGAGCUUUCAGAUGAUUCUUUUGAAAAUUCAAACAAAACAGCUAGACAACCUAAAAGAGAAGUGAAAAAGAAAGAUGCUCUGCCAUGGUGGAUUACAGAAGGUGAUUUUGAAGAUGGUGGACAGCUUGGAACAAAUGUAAGCUAUCUGAAAACAAAGACGACUUCUCAGCCUAUUAUGGAAAUAGAAGAGGAGUCUGCUGAGAGGAUUCAGUUUCUCAAGAGCAGUGGAACCUCUAUCCUAAGUAUUGACAGCUUAGAAACAAAUGAGAGAAUAGUUUCUGAGAUCAAUCAAAGUGUUCUCGGAUUGGGAUUGGACACAUUCGAAGAAAAAGAAGAAAAAGAGCAAUUUUUUGCCAGACUUGAGAAAGGGUUAACAUCUUCCAUUGAUUAUUCAAGAUUAAAUAAGGAAUUGGAUUCUAAUGAUUCCACACAUUUUAAAGCUUUACAUAGUAAUCAAGCUAAUAUAGAACUAACUGAAGAUAAACAUGAGAAUGAAUCAAAACAUGAAGAACUGGCAGAAAAUUACAGUGAUGAUUUUGAAGAUGAGGAGGAUAUUGAUGGACCUUUGACUACUAAAGGUGAAGAGACUAAUUCCAGAGAAAAUUCCAAAUCAGAAAAAAUAAAUGCACCCAAACAGGAAGAAGAGAAAACUGGCAUGCUGGCCAAUGUGGUGCUGCUUGAUUCAUUAGAUUCUGUAGCAGAGGUCAACCUUGAUGAACAAGGUAAAGCAACUACUGUGCCAAAGGUUCUGCCUGAAAUAACUGACAAUGAAAUGACAGGAACAGGUGUUUCUUAUGGACAAAGCAAUAGUGAUAUUGAAGCUCUUCAUCAGGCUUAUUGUCAUAUAGCCCAUUCCUUGGGAGAUACUGAUGAACAAAGAAUUGAGACUACUGCCAUAGAAAAUGUCAAGAGCUCAGAGAAAGAUCAUCCUCAAGAAAAUGAGGAGUCCUCCAAAAACAUCUCUACUACGGAAUCUGAUCUGCCCACAGUAGAGGAGCUGAUGAAAACUAUCAGAAUAGAUUCCUUUGGGAUCAGUGGUUUGGAUUUACAACCUGUAAGCUAUAAAAAACAGGCUGAUAGUAAAGAAACUGAAGUCAUAAGCCCCUUACCCCUUAAGAUGAAGCCAAAUGUGUCUCAAGAGCCACAACAUGUGAACCAGUUAUUUGACAAAAAUGAAGAGAAUGUGGUUUUACAAAAGACAACAAAUGAAAGUAUAGAAAAUUGCUGCCCAAGAGUAAAUACUACAGAAGAAUGUAUAGAUAAAAUGUACCUUGACAUUUUGCGGAAAAAACUAUCUGUUGCUCCUUCAGUGUUACCUCAGGAGGACAAAAUAAAGAAAACUUUUAGAUCUCAACUCAGUUCUGGAGAAGGGGCUGUAAUUGGUAAAGAGGUACCAUACAGGAAGGCCAGAAGUGCACCUCCUUUACCCAAAAGAAAACCCCAGAGUGGUGUAUAUGCAUCAGUUAGGAGCUCGGGCUAUGGAAAACCCAGUUCACCAUUCAAGACUUCUACUCUUGAAAAGAAAACUUCAAAAGACAUGAUGAAAAGCAAAAACUUGAGAUCCAUUCUCACUUCAAAUCAAGCCAGAAAAAAAGAAAUCUUAUCUGAAACAAAACUUAAGCCUGCUGCAUUGGGUAAACCAGCUCCCAAAACUGAAAGUUGCCUGGCUACUCCUAAGAAAUCUGAAGAUGCUACAGAAACUAGUUCCUGUGUUCAUUUUCAAAUUGAUUCUUCAGGAUACCGUGAUGGGAACAUGGACACAGAAUUAAUUAUGUUUAAAAGAGUUCAGGAAGCAGAGGAAAAAUGGAGGGGUGCACAAGCCGUAAUUGAGCAAAUUAAAGUCACAUUCUCAGAAAAAGAGAGAGAGUUAGAAAAUAAGGUGGAAGAACUAAAAAGACAACAGGAAAAGGAACUCUUCAAAUUGAGUCAGGACAAUUAUAUUCUUCAAACCAAGUUAAAUAGCUUUGGAGAAACAAACAAAAAACAAAGGUGGUUACAUGUUGGAGAAACAACCAAUCCUGUCACUGAAGAAAAAUUGAAGCAAAUCCAAAAAGAAAUACAAGAACAAGAGACACUUCUUCAAGGAUACCAACAGGAAAAUGAAAGAUUGUAUAAUCAAGUGAAAGAUCUCCAAGAACAAAACAAGAAAAAUGAGGAACGAAUGUUCAAGGAAAACCAGAGUUUAUUCAGUGAGUUAGCUUCCUUAAAAGAACAGAUGCAAAGAAAUCAUUUCCUGUCUCAAGUAGUUGAAGAUUCAGAGCCCACCAAAAACCAGAAUUUUACAGAUCUGUUAACAGAACUACGCGUGGCACAGAAAGAAAAAAACAGUUUAUUGGAAGACAUCAAAAGACUGAAACAAGACAAACAAGCUCUUGAAGUAGACUUGGAAAAAAUGAAGAAAGAGAGAGACCACGCCAGAGAUCAGGUUGCUUAUGUCACAGGUGAGAAAUUAUAUGAAAUAAAAAUUUUAGAAGAAACGCAUAAACAAGAAGUCAUUCGUUUGCAAAAAAGAAUACAGUGGUAUGCGGAAAAUCAGGAACUUCUGGAUAAAGAUGCAGUUCGACUUAAAGAAGCAAAUGAAGAAAUUGAGAGGCUCAAACUUGAGGCUGAGAAACUGAAAGCUGAAUAUGGAAAUCCAUCUCUUCAGAGGAAGACACAUUUAAAAGAUAAAGCAGCUGAUGCCAAAAGAAUUCAGGACCUAGAGCGACAAGUUAAGGAAAUGGAAGGAAUUCUAAAGAGAAGAUAUCCUAAUUCUUUACCUGCUUUAAUAUUGGCUGCAUCAGCAGCUGGUGAUACAGUAGAUAGAAACACAGUGGAAUUUAUGGAAAAAAGAAUAAAAAAACUAGAAGCUGAUCUGGAGGGCAAAGAUGAAGAAGCAAAGAGAAGCCUUCGUACCAUGGAACAAGAGUUUCAGAAAAUGAAGAUUCAGUAUGAACAGAGACUAGAGGAGCAGGAGCAGCUACUUGCCCACAAAUUGAAGGCAGCAUCCCAGAACCAACAUGACAACUCCUCCAGGGUUAAAGCACUAGAGAAGGAACUUGACGACAUUAAGGAAGCCCAUCAAAUCACUGUAAAAAACCUUGAAGCUGAAAUAGACACGUUUAAACAGCAGAAUGCUGAAUUAGAGCUCAAGAAAAAUAGAGAUGAUAAAGAUUUCCAGUCUAUCGAAUUCCAAGUGGAACAGGCUCAUGCUAAAGCUAAACUGGCAAGACUCAAUGAGGAGCUGGCAGCAAAGGGGAGAGAAAUACAAGACCUUUCAAAAACUGUGGAGAAGCUUCAGAAGGAGAGAAGGAUGAUGCUAUCCAGUCAGAACUCUAAGGGGAGGGAGGAAAUGACUGCAAAAAGGGUAAAGAAGGAUGUUUCGCACCCAGGUAAAGGAAAUGCCAACUCCUUCCCUGGAACCCUGGACGGCAAGCUUUACCAACCACAUACUUUUACUGAUUCCCACAUUUCAGAGGUUUUACAAGAAAACUGCAGAUUGAAAAAUGAACUGGAGAAAGUAAUUGUGGAGAAAAAUGAGUUGAAGAUGAAAUCUGACAUAGCUAUGAACCAGUUUGAGAAUUCCAUGAAAAGAGUCAAGGAAGACACUGCAGCACACAUCACAUCUCUCAAAGCAUCUCAUCAGAGGGAAAUAGAGAAACUCCUUUGCCAAAACGCAGUGGAAAAUUCCUCUUCCAAAGUAGCUGAACUAAAUCGUAAAAUAGCAACUCAAGAGGUACUUAUAAAACAUUUCCAAAAUCAAGUUAAUGAGCUGCAAGAUAAACAAGAAUCUCUUAUAGUUUCUCAAGUUCGAGAAGAAAUCCUACAGAAAGAGAUUACAAAACUCUUAGAAGAAUUGAGAGAGGCCAAAGAGAACCAUACCCCAGAGAUGAAACAUUUCAUGGGCUUAGAAAAGAAAAUUAAACAGAUGGAAAUGAGACAUAAACAAAGAGAGCAAGAACUUCAACAGAUAAUACAGCAGACACACCAAGUAGUAGAAACUGAGCAAAACAAAGAAAUUGAGAAAUGGAAAAGACUCGCACAGUUGAAGAAUCGUGAGCUGGACAAGUUCCGCACAGAAUUAGACUCGAUCUUAGAUGUUCUGCGGGAGCUGCAGCGGCAGGGGGUGGUUGUGCCCGUUGCCUUUGCGGAGGAAGUGAGUGCGCCACAGUAUUAACUAGAACUUCAGACGUCAUAGGACCUCCUGGCAGGCCUGAUGCGGGAUGGCUGGGAUCGUGCCUUGUCAGAGAAGGCUGUUGAAAACAAGUGUUCCCGGAUGUUCCCAGAAAACCGCACAAAAGCAACAUUUCAAAAUAAAUUGCUCUUUACCAAUAAGAAAAAAAAAAGAAGCAUUGUAGCAUAUUUUACUGAAAAUCUUUAACCAGUCACGUUUUAAAUAAUUUACGGACAAUUCUCUUCAUGUCAGGAGAUUAGAGUUAGUGAAUUUCAUAGUAAAGGUUCUCACUUACACGCUAGGUGUGAAAAGAAAAGAAGAUUGCACCUACUCUGCCGUCGUAAGUGCCAGAAAAGCAGCUCCUCCCUCUCAUGGGAACGCAGGGAGGGUGUGAGCACAGUGGCUUGCACAACCACAUCGCCCGUCACCGAGCAGGAGAGUUUCCGCAGUAACUUGAACAAGAAUUAUAAUUUCUGUAGAUAGUGAACUACCUGUGUCACCCAGAUUUCUACUCCCACCUCUACGUGCCUCAUUUUUUUCACCUGCGAUAAGUGCAAAAUACACAAGUAAUAAGAGGAUUUGGUUUAUUGUUUUAUGCUACAUGUCUUAAAUGCCAGUCCAUUUUUUGUAACUCCUUCAAGUUGUGGACAGAACAUAACAUUUUUACUUUCUCUAUUUAAAAGGUAAUAUGUGUUCAUUAGAAGAAACUAAAAGCAUGCACAAAAGCAGCCAGAUUGUUAUUUUACUUUGCAAUUCCCAUUUCCAAAAGCAAAUAGUGAGUAUAUAAGAUACUGGUCAAUUAAAGCUAUAGCCACUUUGUUUUCAGAUGUCCUAGCCCAGUACUGUCCAACAGAAGUAUAAUUAAUGUGAGCCACGUAUUUUAUUUUCCUGUAGCCACAUUUAAAAAUAUUUUAAAUGUAAUUAAUUUGGAAACUUACAUAAUCUAAUAUAUUCAAAAUGUGAAUAUAAAAGUUGAGUUUUUACAUUAUUUUUUCAUACUAAGUCUCCAAAUUCUGGUAUAUUUUACAUUUAUAAACACAUCUCACCUUGGACUAGCCACAUUCCAAGUGCUCAAUAACCACAGGCUAAUAAAUGCAAUUCUAGAAUAAUAAUUACAAUGUGAAGCACUGUAGAAAGGACAGGUGAAAUAGGUCUUGGUGGAAUUAUGGAGAGCAAAUGUGAAAUGUGGAAAUUAAUAAUAAGAAAUGCAAUUAAUGUCAAUGUUCAGCAUUUUUUAAUGUCCUUUUCCUAAGAGGGUACAAAAAGCAUUAUA